This is a messenger RNA of Bactrocera tryoni, 1862 nucleotides long. RefSeq names its product negative elongation factor D (gene TH1). The record is from RefSeq and is a predicted model, not a curated record. Gene Ontology annotation, cellular component: NELF complex; nucleus. The coding region runs from base 105 to 1841 and encodes 578 amino acids. Gene Ontology annotation, molecular function: RNA binding. Gene Ontology annotation, biological process: negative regulation of transcription elongation by RNA polymerase II. The transcript has 5 exons. Lineage: Eukaryota; Metazoa; Arthropoda; Insecta; Diptera; Tephritidae.
AAAUUAUUAUAUAGUUGGCAUAAACGAAUGUUAUUGUUUACAAAGCAAAACUUAACUUAAUUAGGAUCUUUGAAAUACAUUUUUAAAAUUUAAUUGAAUUCAAUAUGGAAAUGGAUUAUGAGGAUGCGGGUUGGCAAGGACGUCAAAAGCAACCUGGCGAGGAUGAGGAAAUGCCCGAGGAUAAUCCACAGGAAACCAUUCAAGAAUGUCUUGAAAAAUUUCUUACACCUGAUUAUAUAAUGGAACCCGGAAUAUUUACGCAACUAAAGCGCUAUUUCCAAUCCGGUGGAUCUCCAGAAGAAGUUAUUACAAUGCUGUCGGAAAACUAUAAAGCUGUUGCUCAAAUGGCAAAUUUGCUUGCUGAAUGGCUUAUUCUUGCUGGCGUAAAAGUCACCGAUGUACAAGCAAUGGUGGAAAACCAUCUCAAAGAUAUGAUUUUGAAGACCUUUGAUCCUAAAAAAGCGGAUACAAUAUUUACAGAAGAAGGUGAGACGCCUGAUUGGUUAACUGAAAUGAUUGAUCAUCAUACAUGGCGUUCGCUUAUUUAUCGACUGGCGGAGGAGUAUCCCGACUGCUUAAUGUUAAACUUCACCAUAAAAUUAAUCUCAGAUGCUGGUUUCCAAAGCGAAAUCACAUCAAUUUCAACUGCCGCACAACAAAUUGAAGUAUUUUCGCGCGUCCUUAAAACUUCCAUUACAAAGUUCCUUAACAAUCCCGAAGACAUACAAGGCGCUAUACAAGAAUGCGCGCGCAUGGUAUGCCACGGACAGCAUACAUAUGUUUACUCACAAGUACUAAUUCAAGUAUUAAGUCAGGAGACCAAAGGUGGCUUCAAUAUGAAGCGUCUAUCACAAGAGAUCACAAAGUAUGCGCUGCAAAAUAAUCAAAAUGUAACUCCCAUCACUAUGGCUCUUAAUGGCUCUGCGGCAUAUCCACAAGCAUGCCUAGCUCUGUCAUCGAUGCUUUCACGCAACACGCUUAAUCCUGCAGAUAUUACUGUUUUGUUUCGAAAUUAUUCUGCGGCAGACCCACCACCAAUCGAUUUAAUACGCAAUCCUCAAUUCCUGGAAUUGCUCGUAGAUUCUCUAUUCAAAGCUGGAGUAAAAAUUAAUCCUGAACACAAGUCCAAGUAUAUCCAUUUGCUGGCUUAUGCGGCUUCAGUAGUUGACACGCCGGCAAAGAAGCGCCCUAUGACCGAGCGUGUACUCAAUAAAGAUGAAUUGAAAAGUACAAUACAAGCAAUCGAAAAAGUUCACGCAAUUUGCAAUGUUAACAAAGGUUCCACCGAACUAAUUGCGGAAUUGCAAACGCUCUACAAUUGCAUUAAAUAUCCAGUGGUUGGUGUUGGUGUUAUACGUUGGAUUGAGAACACAGUUACUGAGCCGUCUUACUUCAAACUAUCAACCGACAGUUGUCCUACUCAUUUGGCCAUACUAGAUGAAGUCGCUGCUGUGCAUCCCACACUGCAUCAACAGAUUUUACGGUUACUUAUAAGGCUAUUCGAAUCGAAGCAGGAUGAGCUUGAGAUUUUAGUACAAUUAGAAAUGAAGAAAAUGUUAUUGGACCGAAUGGUUAAUCUAUUGACCCGCGGCUGUGUAGUGCCCGUUGUUAAAUAUAUUAAACAGUGCUGCGCUAAAGGUGAUACAGACAUAUCACUCAUACGGUACUUUGUUACUGAAGUACUUGAGACUAUAACGCCACCAUAUUCACCAGAAUUUGUGCAAUUGUUCCUGCCAAUGGUGGAAAAUGAGGAAAUUACGGGUACUAUGCGUGGGGAGGGUGAUAACGAUCCAGUUUCAGAAUUUAUCGUGCACUGCAAAGCUCGUUACACCACCGUGUAAGUUCAGUGAUUACAAGUUAUG